Molecule: messenger RNA, 4044 nt
Organism: Toxorhynchites rutilus septentrionalis
Lineage: Eukaryota; Metazoa; Arthropoda; Insecta; Diptera; Culicidae
Gene: wcy
Product: WW domain-containing adapter protein with coiled-coil homolog
Exons: 11
Coding region: 555-2846 (763 amino acids)
Biological process (GO): regulation of autophagy; positive regulation of TORC1 signaling
Cellular component (GO): nucleus
Molecular function (GO): chromatin binding; RNA polymerase II complex binding
Source: RefSeq, a predicted model, not a curated record
GAUUUUGUUCAUUCGCGUAUUCACAUAUCGCAGUGAUGGCGGCGUAGCAAUACGAAGAUAGUGUAUUAAACUGAGAGAUUCCGAGGCUUUACUGCGCGAAAAAUCUAAUAGUUAAGGGAAGCUCGGAGGGUCGGAGUUUUACGCUAGAUAUAAGUUUUUAACUUCUGUUGAAUUGUUUAGUACCGUUGUACUGAAAGUGGCGCUGGUCAAAGCAUUAUCGGGUUGAAAAAAAACCUAAAAGAAUUUUUUUCUGGGCAGUCUCCUCGCUCCACCACGCACUCACACAUUGGUGAAAAGAAGACGACGACGACGACGAAAGGGAACUGCUGCAAUUUUUGUUGUACCAAUUUUUCUUUUCGUUUCCUCAUUUGAACUCUCAUUUUGAUAAGAAGUCAAAAAGUAUUGUGUGGAGCAUUAGCUUUCCAGUCACAGAAAAAUCGUUUUUCAACAAUUAGGAGGAAAAUUUCUCCCUCAAGGGGCCCUUUCAAAGGGCCAUACGAAGAAGAACAAUUUGGAGGCGACAAGAAAGAAAACGGAACACAGGUUUGCAUUAAAUGGUAAUGCAUGCCAGGAAACCGCAGCGUUUAUUGAAUGAUGGGUAUCAUCAAUCCCAUCAAUAUCAGAACUCCAAAUACAGCUCAUCCAAGAGGGAUUAUGAAAGGGAGAACAGUCGUACGACCAGCUACGGACGCGAUAGGGAUAAUUCUCCGGCCGGGAGCUCUCUAAAUAAUGGCAAUUACAAAUCGAUUUCACCGGACCUGGAUUCUCCCAGAGAUCGCGAUCGGGAACGGGAUCGAGAUCGCGACCGCGAUAGAGACCGAGACCGGGGCGGUGGAGAUCGCUAUCAGUAUGGUAUGAGCAAAAUGAGGGAUAAGGACCGGGAUCGGGAUUACAAGAAGGAUAAAUAUUCAGAUUCACUUCGUUCACCAAAGGAGAAACGUAGUCGUACCGAUCGAGAAUCGGACCACCGAUCGAAUCAUGACCGGCGACUGAAGCUAUCUGUAUCGGAGAAACGCGGAGGUUCUAGCUCAAAUUCAGAUGACCGCGAACGGGACCGAGAGCGUGAACGGAAUGAACGAGAGCGCGAAAGGGAACGCGAUCGAGAUCGUUUGCGAGAUCGUGACCGUGAUCGAGGUGGCGGAGGAAGUGGCAGUGGCGGUGGCAGUAGUGGUAGCGGUGGCGGAGGUGGAGGCGGAGGAAGUGGAGGGGUGGGUAGUGAUCGCGUCAAUCGAGUUGGGGAUUGGAGUGAACAUGUUAGUUCGUCUGGGAAAAAGUAUUACUAUAACUGCAAAACCGAAGUUUCCCAAUGGGAAAAGCCGAGGGAAUGGGUCGACAAAGAAAGUUGUAGGAUUAUAUCAAAGGAUCAACAUCGUGAAUACCGAUCGAGUAAAGAUCGAGAUCGUGACCGGGAUCGUAGCGAUCGCGAUCGAGACGAUCGAUAUUCGUCGUCUGCUAAUAGUCGAUCAAUGUCUUAUGGUAAGCAUUCCAGCAGUAAAAGCAGUAACUCGAGAAUACGAUGGCCGGCACAUGAAUCGCACCGAAGGAGGCAUGAUGAAAAUCAAGAAUUGGAAAACAGCCCAGGUGAUUCAACGCCGACAUCGGAGGCCAAUUAUUCGCACUCCAGUACACCGACCAAUCAACAGAGUCACGGCAUUAACAAUAGUAUUGGUACUAACAAUGAUGGCGUUGGAGGCGGCACGGGACUGAUGGCGAAUCAGUUACCUCGGCUGCUCUCAAACCCGGCGGCAACGCAGAGCGGUAUAGCCAUGCCGCCCCAUUCGCAACAUCAAUCGCAAAUACAAUCCUCAUCUAACUAUCAGACGAUAUCCGCGUCAUCUCCAUCCAUUCUUCAACAACAACAUAUGACUGGCGCCAGCGGUGACAUGAUGCUUAGCUCGAACACUCCUGGUCCACCAGGCUCCCAACAUCAUCAUCAUCAUCAGCAACAACAGCAAAAUCAACAGCAACAACAGUUGGGUCAAUCUCCACAUUCGUCAAACACGUCUGGUUCAGGCUCCAACGUAUCUUCGUCUCUAGCUGGACUGCCAAAAAUACUAUCGCAGAUCACAGGCAAUAAAACGAUAGAACAUAAUGAGCUAAAUCCACAGAAAGCCCUACAGACGAUCAACAACGCACUGAUGAUGCAAUCGCGUCAGCAAAACCCAAACGGGACUGCGUGCGGAUCGUCGGUUGACGGCAGCGGGAACGCCAAUACUUUGAGGGAACACGCGCAGAAUUCGCCUCUGUACAAUGUUUCAAAUCUGUCGCACCCCUCAACGCCGAUGUCCUCCGGAGGCAGCGGACUGCAUAAUCACAGCAAUCAUCAGUCCAAUAAUUUGAACUCAUCGAGUUCCGCAGCAAAUCUUAGUGGUGGCAGCAAUAGUAGCCAGCUACUCAGUGGUGACGGUCCGCCAACUCCUACACAAGAGAUGGAUCUCGUGUUACCCGAUCAUCGGAAGACGGAUGGUACGAACACGACUACAACAAGUGCCGUGAGCAGUCUGCAGGGAGUGAUGACCUCAUCGCAGAGUGGUCGAUCACAGGGACCGAAUCUGACGCCUAGUUUAGCAAAAUACUUCCGAGCCGAUUUAAUAUCCCACGUGACGGGAUGGCCAUCGGAAAUACUAGAGAAAACGAUUCAGAAACUUUCUGAAGAAGCACACAUUCUAGGCGAUCUACAGUGCAGCAAAGUAUCGGCAGAUUUAAAAUGUGCUAGGAGUUUAGUUAGAAUUACAGAAAUCACUGCGACACUGCAAGAACAGAAGAUUAUGUAUUUACGGCAACAAAUUCGUAGACUGGAGGAGCUAAAAUCGCAAAACUCUUUUAUGUCGUCUGAUGAUCUAUAGCGCUAUUGAAUAGAAAGAUAAAUUUAUAUAAAAAUAAUAAAAAGCCCAACAAAAAAAAAACUAAACAAAAUUUAACUUUCUUUUACGAGGAAGAUAAACAGGUAGUAGUAAAGUCCUGCCUGGUUUUUGGAUGCAUGUUAUACACUGCAAUACAAAAUACAACUAAACUACAAAAACAUGAAAAGAGAACAGGACAGGCAUCAAUGUAUGGAUAAAAAAGGGAAAAAGAAGACUAAGUGGAGUUCAACAUUAAGGGAAUGAAAAGAAUGAAACUAAAUCAAUACAUAUACUAAUACAUAAACACACAUGAUUGGAACUUUCGGGAAUAGACAAUGGCAGGAAAUAAAACAAAUACGGAUCCUGGAGAACGAAUUAUUUUUAAACUAUUGGUACUGUUUUGUUUUUACCAGAAAUUACACAAAAGUUUCCUUUGUGGAACGUGAGAAAACAGAAUGUUUUUUUUCGUACUGUUAAAAAGAAAAAACGUCAAAAAUUAUAGACGGCGUUUCCUCAGUUCUGUAAUAUAUUGAUGCUAGGUGUGAACGGCUUCAAAAAAAACUGAGUCUCAUGGAUAAAGAGAGUUCUUCCGCAAAUGAUUUAGGAAAAAAAGGACAUGCAACAAAACAAGUUGGAAACUGAUACGUUAGAAGCACUUUAUAGAGAGAACAAUGGAGAGAAGAAAAAUGCUAAAAAGUAGUCUAAUAUUCAUGUAUAUUUCAUUAAAAUAUAAGUUACUACUAAGAGUGAAGCGUAAAAUCAAUUAAAAUAAAGUAUAAUGAAGACAAGGAAACGAACAACAUUUUCAGAGCAGCAAAGAGCACUGACGACCGUCAACCCGUCAUUCGUGUUUAAGCAAAUAAAACACACCCACUACUUUCCGGAAUCAAGACGAAAUUAUGCACAACCUAAAAUUUACAUACAUACAGAUACAAUGAUAUCGGGAAAUUGACAUAAUAAGACAUAACAACAUAACAAAAAAUACUAAAAAAUAGUCUCACUAAUAAAAAAAGCCACCACUUCUAACGCGAUGAAGGGAACUUUAUAGCGGAAGACAGAAAUGCAGUAAAAUAUGGAUCAUCUCUUUGGUAUAACAUAACAACAACAACAAAAGUGAAAAUAUGUCAGUCAUAGGGAAAAUAGUGAAGUUUAGUAAUAUCAAAUAAUACUACAAAAAUAUAUUUAAAUCAAAAGUACAAAA